CUCUUGCCCAAACGCUUCCCACACGGGGCGUGUCUGGGCCCCGCCCUGGCCUGACGUCAGCACACCGCCGCUACAUAAGGGGCUGCGGCCAGUGUCCUCCACCACAAGCUGUACACCGCCUGUACCUCGCCAGUACCUCGCCGCCACCAUCAUGAAGUCUCUGGUGAUCCUGUGUGUUAUGGCCGCCUGCGCCUCCGCCCAGGUGGUUGUGCCCGGUGCCGUGGCUUACCGAGCCCCGUCCUACGACUCCGCCAUCAUCCAGAGUCAUCGCCUGGGCGGCAACUUCGCCUACUCCACCAACGAGGCCCACGCAUACGCCGUGCAGACCCCCGUCAUCGGCCAGCAAAUUGUUCCCGUCGGCGUCACCUACACGCAAGGAACCCCCAUCGUCAAGAGCUCCACCGGGUACAUCACGCAACAGAUACCCCAUUACGGCUACACCUUUCCCCAGUUUGCUGGCUUUAGCAGCUACCCCUACCCCUAUACCUUUGGCAGCCAUGUAAUUGCCGCUGCUGCACCCGCCGCACCCGCACCCGCAGCUGAGGCACCCGCAGCUGAGGCAGCCGCCGUGGAGGCCGCCUAAGGUGUCUUCCUCAGUCCAGAAACGUAUCAUGAUUGAAUCGCAUCUCCACUUCCCUCCUCCUCCUCCUCCUCCUCCUCCUCCUUCCUCUCUCUCACUCUGCAACUAGUCGAACCACAGUCGCGUCUUGGCGUGGGCGCGACUUGGCGUGGGCGUUCCUUGUCGUAGACAUUCCUUGGCGUGGGAGCAUCUUGACGUAGGAGCGUCCUGGCGUUGGCGUAUCUUGGCGUGGGCACGUCUUGGCGUGGGCGUUCCUUGUCGUAGACGUUCCUUGGCGUGGGAGCAUCUUGACGUGGGCGCCUCUUGGCGAGGACGUACCCAGGUAUGGUGGGGACAGUGACAGAGCCCAAGAGGGUUGGUCGCUGUACCUUGUACAGCUCCGGUGUACAGAAUUGUGUUACAAUAAUCAUAGGAAAUAAAGCAUUGUACAAUA
Procambarus clarkii (red swamp crayfish) is the source of this 1013-nucleotide messenger RNA. RefSeq lists its product as uncharacterized. The record is from RefSeq and is a predicted model, not a curated record. NCBI's taxonomy places the organism in Eukaryota, Metazoa, Arthropoda, Malacostraca, Decapoda, Cambaridae.